Messenger RNA from Syzygium oleosum, 1406 nucleotides. RefSeq names its product protein DOWNY MILDEW RESISTANCE 6-like. The record is from RefSeq and is a predicted model, not a curated record. The transcript has 4 exons. The coding region runs from base 250 to 1269 and encodes 339 amino acids. NCBI's taxonomy places the organism in Eukaryota, Viridiplantae, Streptophyta, Magnoliopsida, Myrtales, Myrtaceae.
GAGAGAGGAAUAACUGAGGAGAGAGAAAAGGUCUGAAAAGUGGGCUCAUUAUUGCCACGUGUCCAUUUCUGGAUGGGUCAAUGCAUAUCCUAGAUAGAGUAUCGAAUGCACCUAAUAUUUUCUCAUCCUGCUCCAUAAAUAUACACACAACCUUCUCGGAAGCUCACCAAAGCCAGCCAUACCCACAAACUCUAAAGGGGCAGAAUUCAUUUAUCUGUUUCUGUGGUGUCGUUGGUCAUUAACUUGCGCAUGGAAGCUAAAAUCAUAUCCAGUGGCACUCGGUUCACGACGUUGCCGAGAAGCUACGUGAGAUCAGAAUCCGAUCGUCCUCGCCUCUCCGAAGUGUCUGCCUUUGAACAUGUCCCAAUCAUCGACUUGGGUUGUGAUGACAGAUCCCAAGUCGUUCACCAAAUUGGCGAUGCUUGCAGAUUUUACGGUUUUUUCCAGGUGAUCAACCAUGGAGUGUCGACAGAAGCGGUGGAGAGGUUGCAAGAGGUGGCGGGAGAGUUCUUCCGCCUGCCGGUAGAAGAGAAAAUGAAACUUUAUUCGGAGGAUCCUACGAAGACGGUGAGACUGUCCACCAGUUUCAAUGUGACGAAAGAGAAGGUUCACAACUGGAGAGACUAUCUCAGGCUCCAUUGUCACCCGCUUGACAAGUAUACCGAAGAGUGGCCCUCCAAUCCUCCUACGUUCAAGGAGUUUGUGAGCAACUACUGUCGAGAAGUGCGAGGUCUUGGGUACAGACUCGAAGAGCUGAUCUCGGAGAGCCUAGGGUUGGAGAAGGACACCAUAAGGAACAUCCUAGGAGAACAAGGACAACACAUGGCCGUCAAUUUCUACCCACCAUGCCCAGAGCCAGAGCUCACGUACGGUCUCCCAGGCCACACUGACCCAAAUGCACUCACCAUUCUACUUCAAGAUCUACAUGUCGCAGGCCUUCAGGUCCUCAAAGAUGGCAAGUGGCUCGCCAUUAAUCCUCACCCUAAUGCCUUUGUCAUCAACGUCGGUGACCAAUUACAGGCAUUGAGUAAUGGGAGGUACAAAAGUGUGUGGCACCGAGCCGUAGUGAACACUGACAAACCAAGAAUGUCGCUCGCGUCGUUCCUUUGCCCGAGCGACGAUGCAAUGAUUAGCUCACCGGUAUCGCUCCUAGAAGACGGGCAUGGGCCCAUUUAUCGGGACUUCACAUAUGCAGAGUACUACAAGAAGUUCUGGAGCAGAAACUUGGAUCAAGAACACUGUCUUGAGCUCUUCAAGAACCAAGCCUAAAUGGCUUGAAUUUAUUUGUAAUUUAAUCUGAACCUUUCUUCUUGUUUCACUUGUCAUAAAACUAAUAAGAAGGAAUAAAAAUUCCUAAAGGCAUAGACUAUUUCAUAUUUUAUAUAAAAGUUUACCCUACUUUCCCG